CCAAUUGGGACGAUAGCCAAUAAAAGGAAAAAAAAAGUCAAAAGUCGUUAUAUUUUUCAUCUCAGUAAUUAAUUAUCAGUUACACAGUGAUUAAUAUUUUGUCAGUAUAUAUCAUUAUAAAUAUAAACUAAAGAUAAAUAAAUAUACAAAACUAAUUCUAAAAUAAAUGUAAUUGAAAUAAUUGAGUUUCAAGUAUUUCUUGUUGAACAAAAUGGAAAUUUUAGGUUAUUCCCGUUUCCAACAGCAUCAAGUAAUUUAUAAUUGGAAAAUUGAUGAAAUCAUACUAUUUAUUGAGCUUACUAAAAACGAUCAAGAGACAGUAACGCUUAAAUCAUCUAACUUUACCACAAAUGGCAAAACAAAAAAUUCGUGGUAUUUAUACCUGAGACUAUUAGAAGAAAAGGAAUGGAUAUCAAUAUAUUUAGGUCGAAAUAAUGGGAAAGACAAAGUAAGAACGAAGUUUUCACUAUUUAUUUUAGACAGCAAAAAUGAAAGGAAAUUUCUCAAAACUGCCUAUAAGAUUUCCGACUUCAAUGCUGGACAGGGAUAUCCUAAAUUUCUUGAAAUAAAACAGUUACUAGAUAACAAAGACGAUUUUUUACCAAAGAAUAAUUUAACUGUAUGUAUUGAACUAACUGUUUACGACGAUUAUGAAUCAUUUACUACUGAAAUGCCGUUGGAAAUACCACAGCGUCAAAUAACUGAUGAUUUUAAAGAACUAUAUGACAGUAAAAUAAACAGUGACGUUAUUUUAGUUGUGGGUAAUGAAAAAUUUGAAGCUCACAAGAUCAUACUGUCAGCUCGCAGUCCUGUAUUCCUCGCGAUGUUCACUCAUGAGAUGAAGGAAAAGAGAGACAGUGAAGUUGAUAUACCCGAUAUAGAUCCUGGAACUUUCAAUAAAAUGUUGGAGUUUAUUUAUACUGACAAAAUAAAUGAUUUGGAUACGGAUGCUGCGGAUUUAUUAAAAGCUGCCGAUAAAUAUCAAUUGUUGAAACUAAAAAGUUUAUGCGAAAAAUCAUUGUCUAAGUCAGCCAGUAUUGAUAGUGCAAUUAAAUUGAUGAUUUUAGCAGAUAUGCAUAAUGCUAAUCAAUUAUUCGAGCAUGUGCUUGAACUGAUAAUAAAAAAUAUCGAAGAUGUUAUUAAAACUCCAGAGUAUAAAGAACUUGAAGCAUCUGAACCAUCGCUAUUUUCAAAAUUAUUUAAAAAAUUAGUGACUUCAAUAAAACUUAAUGCUUCAAAAGAUGAAAAAUAAUUGGGAUACUGUCCACAUAGUACACGAUUGAUUCAAGAACAGCGUUUGAUUGGAUUAUUUAACUAAAAUAUUUGGGUUUUAUGAUCUGAAAACCUUUAAUACUUAUUUUGUGAAUUCAAUAAUGUUUAUUUUUAGAAAGUAAGGUUUAAAUCAAUUAGAUUUACUGUUUCCUAAUAUGCUAUUUUUAGAUUAACAUUCAAAAUAUACAUAACAUUAUAAAUAUCUUAACUUUUUUCAAUACUAGGUAAAAAUUAAUUUACAUCAAUUAACAUUAUUUUACUUUUAUUUUUUUAAAUUAUUGUCAAAUUUAAGCGUAAGAAAUUCCUCACUGACGAUCGUGAACAAAUUUUUGUACUUUUAUAU
Microplitis mediator is the source of this 1615-nucleotide messenger RNA. Its product is annotated as speckle-type POZ protein B-like. The transcript has 2 exons. Gene Ontology annotation, biological process: proteasome-mediated ubiquitin-dependent protein catabolic process; regulation of proteolysis. The record is from RefSeq and is a predicted model, not a curated record. The coding region runs from base 212 to 1252 and encodes 346 amino acids. Lineage: Eukaryota; Metazoa; Arthropoda; Insecta; Hymenoptera; Braconidae. Gene Ontology annotation, cellular component: cytoplasm. Gene Ontology annotation, molecular function: ubiquitin protein ligase binding.